AUGUCCUGCUCGGUCGAGUUCGGACUCUACGCUGUUGAUUUCGGCUUCUUGAAUGAAACAAAACGUCAGACGAAUUCACACGUGCUCCCUUUGUGCUGUUCGACAGGUGGGAGAAAUAACCAGCAUCCCGGGAACGACAAACUUCGUCUUAUGGCAAAGCACUGCACUCGCGUGUACCACGUCGCGCAAAAGAAGCAGAAGGCGGCGAUCGCGAAACUUCUCGUAAAACAAAUACACAACCUUUGUCCGUCGGGACGCUUUCUAAAGCAGGAAUAUAGGGAAUGGCGAAUAGUUUCGGAGAGCGUAGCUCGAGAAAAGGCAUGCCAGUGCCUUCGCGACGCUAUUGCGGUUAUGAGAAACGAAGUGGUAAGUUCACCACUAAGCAAGUAUUGCCAAAGCCACAGCAAAAUUCGUGCUCCUCUUGAGGACAAGACUUAUCUAGUAAAAGAGGGGCAUUUUCACACAAAUGGAGGGGCCGCGCUUUCUAUGACUACGAAGCCACUAAAUUGUGUCGCUGACACUCCUACCCCCGUUUGUUUGGAGCAGGGAAAUGGACCUAGCAUGCCAUUUCGUGCCGUUCCAGCCCCCCAGCUGUAUCAGGCGACAAAGACGAGUUUCAUGGACACUCAACUAUCAAAUUACAAGAAUCAUCAGGAAACAGUGAAAUGGUCUCGUUCUAUGGAACUUCGAACAAUUGCGGGCUCUCCAAUAACAGGCAAAGUAAACAGCCGAAACCGUGCAACAAAGGAAUUGCGCGCAUCGCUCUCGAACCACAUUCCGCCACCCUCCAACCCGUCCAAUACAUUUUGCUCCAACAAAUUCCAGAAUAUAGAGCCGAUCCCUCUCAGUCCACGCUCCAACUGCUGUGCCAGUCACUUUCCCAAGUCCUCGGAUACUCCAAAUUACGAAAGGUAUACCGGAGAAGCUGGCACCUGCGCUUACACAGUAUUGGACACGACUGUUUUUGAUGUAGAACGGCUUCCGGCCUAUCUAGAUCCCCACAAGUCGUCAUAUUUCUACCGAAAAUAA
Molecule: messenger RNA, 1029 nt
Organism: Phaeodactylum tricornutum CCAP 1055/1
Lineage: Eukaryota; Bacillariophyta; Bacillariophyceae; Surirellales; Neidiaceae
Exons: 4
Coding region: 1-1029 (342 amino acids)
Source: RefSeq, a predicted model, not a curated record